AUCGUUUAAGGAAGAUAUAAAGGAAAUUGCGUCUAGGUUCAUGUUUGCUAAUUACAUGGAAUGAAUUAAAUAAAAGUGUUGUUUAUAUUGCAUAUUUGCAUGAUUCAUUGCUGUAUUGAUCGGGUACCGGGUGCCAACAUUAUACAGAGUACGUGACAGAACGUAUGUAGCGUGCUGGAACCAAGGAAAUAAGAUGAAUUACCGAGGAGCAUACGUAUUAAUAGGAAUUUUGGUAACUGUUCAAGUUAUAUACUUAAUAUUUAAAGAAGAUAUAAUAACAUUGUAUGAUACAAUGAUUCAACGACGGACUAACUCGGAUUGUUUUGAAAUAUUCUGGGCAAAGUACGCUGCAAAUCAAUUAGGAAAAACCUUUGCACACCAAGGAAGUGAAAUAUUUAACAAUACGACUGAUGUUCAACAACACAUAACGCGUGAUAAUAGAACUUGCAAUGCAUAUCUUACGUUAAAAGAUCCGCAAGGAGGCGCUGGGAACGUCAUGUUUAAAAUCGCAGCUUUAAUUGGAGUGGCCAAGAGACACGGAAUUUUACCUCGGACGACAUUUAAUGACCAUCGAAUAUUCAAGUGGUUUGAAUUGCCGCCAAUAUAUAACAAGCUCCGGGCAACUAAUUCCAUUCUGGUUAAGGAAGAAAGGCAUGCGUACCAAACGGUGAUUGAAACGUUGGACACAUCUCGCAAUUGGACGUUAGGUGGAUUUCGCCAGAGUUGGAGAUAUUUUGCUAAUGCGACGUAUGAAGUGCGGCAGAUGUUUACUUUGAAGUCCGAAUACACGGAUAAGGCUGAAGAAUUCCUUGGAAACAUAUCAUCUCCAGAUGCUGUGAAUGUCUGCGUACAUGUCAGAAGAGGAGACAUGUUACAGGAGGUCACCAUAAAACGCGGGAAUCUCCCAACGGAUCCGGCAUAUCUUAACAGGUCGAUGGACUACUUCAGAAAUCGGUUUAACAACAGAACCGUAAAUUUUGUGAUAAUUAGUGAUGACAUGAAAUGGUGCGAAAAGAAUAUAUUCGGAUCUGACGUAUUCUACUCCCCAUUUCAAACCGAUGUCUUGGACUUUGCACUCAUGGUGUGUUGUGAUCAUGCGAUCGUUACAAUGGGGACAUUCGGUUGGUGGGGAGCUUGGCUCUCCGGUGGAAUAACAGUGUAUUUCUCCGCGUGGCCGGCCAAAGGCUCCUCUCUUGAUAAGGAUUUGAACAAAACGGACUAUUUUCCAGACAGCUGGAUUGGUUUAUAAUUUCAUUCGCCGAUUUGUUUUUAAUAUUUACACCUCAUCUUCCAUUCCUUUAAUGAACAGCCUUUCGACAUAGUUAAUAUUUUCAGAUCAAGGCAACAUAUUCAGAUCACAAAUCAUCGCGUAUUUAUAUAAAUAGCGUACUAUUGUAAGUUAAUAUAUAAUUAUUUCAUUGUAUUUUUGUCAUUAUCAUUUCAGUGUAAUUUUAGAAGUGAUUUUAUUUAAGGACUAUUUUUCCGUAGCAAUAAAACAUGUCUGGUCGUUCUAAUUACAGCAUGGGAAGAAAUAAUUACUUAAGGUUUACUUAAAUGCAAUUACGUAUUGUUGAACAAUUCUUGAAAGAAAUAGUAAUUUUUUGGUAUAAAUUUAAAUAAUGAAAUGCGUGAUUGAUGUAAUUAUCGGAGAUAUGAGCGUUUGUUGGCUGGUUUAAGUUCGGACUCCACACACUUUAACCAGCCCAACUGUUUUCAUACAGCCUAUUUCUUUAUUUGACGCAAACACACACUUAGAAUAGUCUGGAAGCCUAAUUACUUUUUGAACGUAACCUAACAAUACCUUUCAAUGAGGCUACCAUCCAGAAGCAUUGUAAAUAAAUAAUCGUACACACCCUUUUUCUUAAAAAGCAAAACGUACCAAUCGAGGUGAUGUUAGUUGUUUAGAAAGAACGAUAAUGAAUAAAACACAGAACGAAUCAGGUGUAUUGGACAAAGGUAUUAUACUACAUUCAUGAAUAUGAAACAUUGCAAUAGGCAUAGUGUCAGUUUGCAAAAAAAGUCAACGUAAGUUUAAACCUGUUAUUUCAUUGAAACUUAGUACAUAUGUCAAAGACACGACACGCAUGUGAAAUAAGGCCAAUAUCUUCAAAUUUACUGAAAACAAUUAUACUUGUACGGUAAUUUUAGAAAAUUGCAAAAAUCUUAAAAAGAUUGAAUGAUAAAAAGGACAAUUUUAAUAAUGAAAAAAACAACAACAUUUGUUCUGCAGAUUGUGAAACGCACAAACGUUUCUGCUGAAUUUGAAGAUAGAAUGUUGAUAUGCUUUAAAAAAACAACAUGAAAUAUAGACACCAAGUGUGCCUUGUUCUUAUGCCAUUAUGUUUGAAGCUGUAUUGUUUGUUGGCGUUGGAUGUGUUUUUUUUAUAAAGAAGGUAUUUCUAGAUUUUACAAGAUGUAAGCGUUUCAUACAUGCUAUGAUAGUAUUAGUAUCAUCACAAAGGACGCGUGUUAACAUUAAUGCGUAUGCAUGGUUAAGUUGCCAAGCAACCCUGAGAUCACUCCAAAGAACUCCCUCAUUUUUUGAAAAAUUCACAGUUUUAUAACGAAAUAACGUGUGAAAAAACAUAAAGAGUGCUGAAACUAAGAUACUGACGCCACAACCUUUCAACAAAUGUUAAUAUGUGCUUAAAUUAUUAUAUUGUCGACGAAUAGAAUAUAAGUAACGCUUUCAAACAAAAGGUUAAAAUAUUGAAAUAUCCCUCAGAUUACGUAAAAGUACUUGUGGGCAAGCGGUUUGUUGUCAGUUUUCUAUUUUUUCUCGAAUGUACCGGCGUGGGUCCACUCCUCACUUAAACCAGGUAUUUUUUUAUAAUUGUAUUGUAUUUUAUUCUGUAAUAUCUGUAUUAAACACUAAACUAAUUAUAAUAUCAGUGUUUCAGAUGUAUUACUGUGAAACAAUAUUUUGGUAAAAAAAAUAUGAGCAGGUCGCUUAAAGGCUUAUUUAAGGAGUUUGCGGUAAAUGUUUUGCGAUUUGGUUCCGGGCUUGCAAUGUUUGCACUGCAAUCAAAAAGGAACACAAAACUUAAAGGGUAAAUUAAUCUCAGGGCAUGUACACGUAUAUGGAGAGAUCUCAACAUUUCUUACUACAUGUAUGCAUCGUUAUUUUCAUGAACUGCCACAUCAUUGUUCGUAUCUUCAUAAUUGGAGGCAAUAUGAAGCACUGUGCGAAUAAUGUUUGCAACUGUGAAAUGCAAUUGUGUGCAAUAUCUACAUGAACUGAUCAAUAUAAACGUUUAAAAUUAAACAUUGAGUGUACACUGCUGGUGGAAAAAAACAACGUGUAAUGGAAAAAUACCGGGUCUUAGAUAUGUCCAGCCGUAUUGAAAUUGUCGCAUGAUAUGAGGAAGCAUCCGUCUGUAUAAUUGUUUCCUGGAUGUGUUUCAUGCGUGCUUUGAGGUUAUUAUCAUAUCAGAUUAAUACCUUAGUCCCACUGACUUUUAACCGCCUGAAUAUACCUAUACGCAUAUAUUGAAUGUUUAUACAGUUAAUGUUUUCAAAUUGUUAUCGGCAAGUUUAAUGUCAUUUCAAGGUUCAAUAUUUUUCAAGCACAAUGCAUUUGUCCAUUCAUACAUUUGUGUGUUUUUAGAGCGAAACACAUGAUAAUAACUUAGCUCAAACAAGUGCACUACGAAUUGGAAGGGUUACAAAUCAACAAUGUAUCCAUCUUUUGAAAUUGCUUGGUUGAUUUAGUUUUUGUAAUCAGGAACUAUUAAAAUUCAUCACCAUUUAUCUCUAAAUUUUGAUAAUAUUUCAAUUGCUUUUCGUUUGUUUUGUUCAAAUGCGUAUCUUUUGAUUGCAAAUGUUGAUUUUUUUCCUUUAGAUUAUGGUGCAUUUAUAUACACAGCCUUACCUUUCAUGUUUUCCUUUCAUUUGCAUUGUAUUCACUUGUAUUAUUCAUUUUAUAAGAGACUAGCAACACCUUUGCAAUUAGAAAUACCAUUAAAAGGUUAUGGUCGUUUGGCCGUUUGUAAUAUUUCAUUGAUAACUCAAUCUGUGUAUAAGAAGAAUUUUGUUUUGACCAUUAAUUAAAAUAACAGCAAAAACUACAACAACGUCAAAAUGAAAUUCUAAAUUAUGAUAUUUGCUUCCUUGCCUGCUUAUAUUGUUAUUUGUUCGAUUUUGUGUUCAUAGAUGUACCUUACUUGAAUAAAAAUAAGUUGCUUAGA
Messenger RNA from Mya arenaria, 4187 nucleotides. RefSeq names its product galactoside alpha-(1,2)-fucosyltransferase 1-like. Gene Ontology annotation, biological process: carbohydrate metabolic process. Gene Ontology annotation, cellular component: membrane. The transcript has 3 exons. NCBI's taxonomy places the organism in Eukaryota, Metazoa, Mollusca, Bivalvia, Myida, Myidae. The coding region runs from base 194 to 1249 and encodes 351 amino acids. The record is from RefSeq and is a predicted model, not a curated record. Gene Ontology annotation, molecular function: galactoside 2-alpha-L-fucosyltransferase activity.